AUGUCUCUUGCAAGUGACAAGAAGGAUGCCGAUGUGGCGUCUACUACUACAACUGCGCAAGAUGAUGACAACUUGUCCACAUAUCAUGGUUUCGACCAUCAUGUGCAGGACCAAGUCAGACAGCUUGCCCGCACAUUGACUCAACAGAGCAGUCUGCAUCAAAAGAAAGAACACACUCUGCCUGAGGAAGGUAUCAACCCUAUCUUUACCAACACUGAGGCCGAUGACUACAACCCAAGAUUGGACCCUACUUCCGAUGAGUUCUCCUCUGCAGAAUGGGUUCAGAACAUGAGCAACAUUAGCAACUCAGACCCGGAUUACUACAAACCAUACUCCCUUGGCUGUUACUGGAAGGAUUUGGUCGCAACUGGUGAAUCUGCUGAUAUCGAAUACCAGGCCAACUUCUUGAACGGACCAUAUAAAGGUCUGAAAACUGUUUAUAACACGGUGGUGCCAUCCACAGCCUCUUCAAAGGACAAGAAUUUCAAGAUUUUGAAGUCUAUGGAAGGUGCCGUCAACCCAGGUGAGCUGCUAGUUGUGCUAGGUAGACCUGGUUCAGGGUGUACCACUUUGCUAAAAUCUAUCUCGUCUAAUACCCACGGUUUCAACAUCGCCAAGGAAUCUACUAUCUCCUAUAGCGGCAUGACUCCAAACGACAUCAGAAAACACUUCCGUGGUGAAGUUGUCUACAACGCUGAAGCCGAUAUCCAUUUACCACACUUGACUGUUUACCAAACUUUACUGACAGUUGCAAGAUUAAAGACUCCACAAAACCGUCUGAAAGGAAUCGAUAGAGAGACUUACGCUAGACAUUUAACGGAAGUGGCCAUGGCCACUUUUGGUCUUUCACAUACAAGAAACACCAAAGUCGGUAACGACUUAGUUAGAGGUGUGUCUGGUGGUGAACGUAAGCGUGUCUCCAUUGCUGAAGUCUCUAUUUGUGGUUCUAAAUUCCAAUGUUGGGAUAACGCAACGAGAGGUUUAGAUUCUGCCACCGCACUGGAGUUUAUCCGUGCUUUAAAAGUUCAAGCCAGUAUUUCCAACGCUGCUGCUACUGUGGCUAUCUACCAAUGUUCUCAAGAUGCAUACGAUCUAUUCGAUAAAGUCUGUGUGCUUUACGAUGGUUAUCAAAUUUACUUUGGACCUGCUGGUAAGGCUAAGGAAUAUUUUCAAAAGAUGGGUUACGUUAGUCCUGAAAGACAGACUACUGCUGACUUCCUAACAGCUGUCACUUCUCCAUCUGAAAGAAUAAUAAACCAGGAUUACAUAAAUAGAGGUAUCUUUGUUCCUCAAACUCCUAAGGAAAUGUGGGAAUAUUGGAGAGCCUCCGAAGAUCAUGCUGACCUAAUUAAAGAAAUUGACAGUAAGUUAUCUGAUAAUUACGAUGCUAAUCUUGCAGAAAUAAAGGAUGCUCAUGUCGCUAGACAGUCUAAGAGAGCUAGACCAUCUUCCCCAUAUACCGUAAGCUAUGGUAUGCAAAUAAAAUACUUAUUAAUUCGUAAUUUCUGGAGAAUCAAACAGAGUUCAGGUGUUACGUUAUUUAUGGUCAUAGGUAACUCGUCGAUGGCGUUUAUAUUGGGUUCAAUGUUCUACAAGGUAAUGAAACAUAAUACUACCUCCACAUUUUAUUUCAGAGGUGCUGCCAUGUUCUUCGCUGUCUUAUUUAAUGCCUUCUCAUCCCUAUUGGAAAUUUUCUCUUUAUUCGAAGCUAGACCAAUCACUGAAAAACAUAGAACAUACUCGCUAUACCACCCAAGUGCUGAUGCAUUUGCCUCUAUCCUUUCUGAAGUUCCAGCUAAACUUAUUACUGCCGUUUGUUUCAAUAUUAUUUACUACUUCUUGGUGAAUUUCAGAAGAAAUGGUGGUGUCUUCUUCUUCUAUUUCCUGAUCAACAUUGUUGCAGUAUUUGCCAUGUCUCAUUUAUUUAGAUGUGUUGGUUCUGUCUCAAAGACAUUAUCUGCUGCGAUGGUUCCUGCUUCCAUGUUAUUGCUUGGUUUGUCAAUGUAUUCCGGUUUUGCAAUCCCAAGGACUAAGAUUUUGGGAUGGUCUAAAUGGAUCUGGUACAUCAACCCACUUGCAUACUUAUUUGAAUCGUUGAUGAUCAAUGAGUUCCAUGACCGUAAAUUCCCAUGUUCACAAUAUAUCCCAUCUGGUUCAGUUUAUAAUAACGUUCCAGCUGACUCAAGGAUUUGUUCUAGUGUUGGUGCCAUUAGAGGUAAUGACUAUGUUUUGGGUGACGACUUCUUGAGAGAGAGUUACUCUUACUUGCACAAACAUAAGUGGCGUGGUUUUGGUAUUGGUCUGGCCUAUGUGAUUUUCUUCCUUGUUUUGUACUUAAUCCUUUGUGAGUACAAUGAAGGUGCCAAACAAAAGGGUGAAAUCUUGGUCUUCCCACAAAAUAUUGUUAGAAGAAUGAAAAAAGAACGUAAACUGAAGAAUGUUAGCUCUGACAAUGAUGUUGAAAUUGGUGAUGUUAGUGAUAUCUCCGACAAAAAGAUUCUUGCUGAUUCAUCUGAUGAAUCGGAAGAAAGUGGUGCUAACAUUGGUUUAUCUCAAUCUGAAGCCAUCUUCCACUGGAGAAACUUGUGUUACGAUGUUCAAAUUAAAAAGGAAACUAGACGUAUCUUGAAUAAUGUGGAUGGUUGGGUUAAACCAGGUACUUUGACUGCGCUAAUGGGUGCAUCGGGUGCUGGUAAGACUACAUUAUUGGAUUGUUUGGCGGAGAGAGUAACGAUGGGUGUUAUUACAGGUGAGGUUUCAGUUGAUGGUAAGCAAAGAGAUGACUCUUUUGCUAGAUCUAUUGGUUACUGUCAACAACAAGAUUUGCACUUGAAAACAUCGACAGUCAGGGAAUCGCUAAGAUUCUCCGCUUACCUACGUCAACCUGCUGAUGUGUCUAUUGAAGAAAAGAACCAAUACGUUGAAGAUGUCAUUAAGAUUCUAGAAAUGGAACAAUAUGCAGAUGCUGUUGUUGGUGUUCCUGGUGAAGGUUUAAAUGUUGAACAAAGAAAGAGACUGACUAUUGGUGUUGAAUUGGCUGCUAAACCAAAACUUCUGGUCUUUUUGGAUGAACCUACUUCAGGUCUGGAUUCACAAACAGCAUGGUCCAUUUGUCAACUAAUGAAGAAACUAGCUAAUCAUGGCCAAGCUAUUUUGUGUACAAUUCACCAACCUUCUGCUAUUUUGAUGCAAGAGUUUGAUAGAUUGCUGUUUUUGCAACGUGGUGGUAAGACCGUUUACUUUGGUGACCUAGGUGAUGGCUGUAAGACUAUGAUCGAUUAUUUUGAAAGCCAUGGCUCUCACAAGUGUCCACCAGAUGCUAACCCAGCUGAAUGGAUGUUAGAAGUCGUUGGUGCUGCUCCAGGGUCUCAUGCUAAUCAGGAUUACCACGAAGUAUGGAGAAAUUCCGAUGAGUAUCAAAAGGUUCAGGAAGAAUUGGAGUGGAUGUCCAACGAGCUUCCAAAGAAAAAUACUAAUAACUCUGAGACAGUCCAUAAAGAAUUUGCUACUGGUGUUCUUUACCAAUGUAAGUUGGUUUCCCUUCGUCUGUUCCAACAAUACUGGAGAUCUCCAGAUUACCUAUGGUCAAAGUUCUUCUUGACUAUUUUCAACAAUAUCUUUAUUGGUUUCACAUUCUUCAAAGCUGAUAGGUCAUUGCAAGGUUUGCAAAACCAAAUGUUAGCUGUUUUUAUGUUUACAGUGAUCUUCAACCCAUUGCUACAGCAGUAUUUGCCAUCAUUUGUUCAACAAAGAGACUUAUACGAAGCAAGAGAAAGACCUUCCAGAACAUUUUCAUGGAAGGCUUUCAUUGUUUCUCAAAUCCUUGUUGAAAUCCCAUGGAAUAUCCUAGCUGGUACUGUCGCUUUUGUGAUUUACUAUUAUGCUAUUGGGUUCUACUCCAAUGCUUCUGUAGCACAUCAACUACACGAACGUGGUGCUUUGUUCUGGUUGUUUUCGUGCGCAUUCUAUGUCUACAUUGGAUCUCUUGCUCUAUUCUGUAUUUCCUUUAACCAGGUGGCAGAAGCAGCAGCAAACAUGGCAUCCUUAAUGUUCACUCUAUCGCUAUCUUUCUGUGGUGUUCUAGUUACUCCAAAUGGUAUGCCAAGAUUCUGGAUUUUCAUGUACAGAGUAUCGCCAUUGACAUAUCUGAUUGAUGGUAUGCUUUCUACUGGUGUUGCUAAUGUCGCCAUUAAGUGUUCUAACUACGAGUUACUGCGGUUUUCUCCUGCUGCAAACUUGACUUGUGGCGAGUACUUGGGACCAUACCUACAAACCGUGAAGACUGGCUACAUUGUUGACCCAUCAGCUACAGACACAUGUGAACUAUGUCCAUACUCUCAUACCAAUGACUUCUUGAGUUCUGUUAGUUCCAAGUACUCUCGUAGAUGGAGAAAUUGGGGUAUUUUCAUUUGUUACAUUGCUUUCAACUAUAUCGCUGGUAUUUUCUUGUACUGGUUGGCCAGAGUUCCAAAGAAAUCUGGUAAACUUGCCAAGAAAUAA
Messenger RNA from Nakaseomyces glabratus, 4500 nucleotides. RefSeq names its product pleiotropic drug resistance family ABC transporter (gene CDR1). Lineage: Eukaryota; Fungi; Ascomycota; Saccharomycetes; Saccharomycetales; Saccharomycetaceae. Gene Ontology annotation, cellular component: membrane. Gene Ontology annotation, biological process: xenobiotic detoxification by transmembrane export across the plasma membrane. Gene Ontology annotation, molecular function: ATP hydrolysis activity; ABC-type transporter activity; ATP binding. The record is from RefSeq and is a predicted model, not a curated record.